GAAGCAGGAUGGGGGAAACAUCAGCAGGGAUGGUGUCAGUGCACUUCUGGACAGGUUGUUUGAUCCAGUCCCUGGAGCAAGGACUGGAGUUAUCCCCUUGGGGUGAGCUGGAAGCAUCACUUCAUCCCUUCUCCCUCAGCAAACAGUUGUCAAGGUGCUUUUCAGUGCCAAAGUGCUUUACUUUGGUGAGAGAUCAUCCAGGCUGGCAGCUUCGAGGAGGCUGUCCUUGCCUCCUUCCCUGCAGGGUCUGAGUUGGACAUAGGGGCAGGAUAGCUCUGGAUCUGGUGUUUAUUUUGCAAGAAGGGGCAUGGUCCCACUGUCCCUCAGCAUGGUGGCACCAGGUUAGUGCUGAGCCCUUUACCUAAAAAAGCCAGGAUCACUCUUAUCCUCCUAAAAUCCUGGUGAGGUUUGGCUCAGGGUACAUCCCACACACUCAUUCCAUGGACACCCUUUCUCCUGCAGGAGCUCCUGGUCCCUGAGCUCCUGGGCUGGAUUAUCUCUGUGUAACCCCCAUUUCCACAGGCUUCCCGUAAGGCAGGGGACAGCAGGGACAUCAAACCAGCUUCUCUUACGGGAAGGGAGGAAAUGCAUUUUAAUUUGAUUCCUGACCCAUGGGCUCGCUCAGAGAUCGUGUGUCAGCAGAGCCCAGGGCACAAAAGGGCCCUUGUCCCUCCUCACAGACAGGCCGGGCUCUGUGUGUCUGCAGAGACCCUUUCAAGGCCAUUUUUGUCCUCCCAGCUGAUCAGUCCCGUGCAGAAACCAGCUCUGCACAAGCAGGGCUCAAGGCCAGGAAGCAGGACUGUGACCUGGCCACCAUCAGCCCAACACUAAACCCAUUAAAGACCCCUCAUCCUCAUCAACAGCCAAGCCAUGCAGGGCCCCUGUGGUGGAGAACAUCCUCCUUUUGGCAAGGUUUGGUUACAGGGCCUGCAGCUAUGGUGGGGUUUGCCCUACCACAAGGAGCUGAAGACGUCUGAAAUGGGGGCCAGUCACGAGGAUUGCAUGCUGAAAUUCCACUUUCUAAUCCUUUCUGCCUGGGACUUAGUAGGACCCAUUUUUACUGGUGCUCAGCUGAGUCAUUUCUUGUGGCUGGUUAAACACAGAAUGGAGCAUCUUUCCUAUUCUCUGAUGCAGGAGACCAAAUUUCUGUGUGAACCUGGUGGGAAGUUUGGUUUGGGACAAUGAACUGGGCUGCAGGAGGUCAGAGGUGGACUCACACAUGUGGCCUGGUGUUUGUUGGUGACUUUAAAGCAGCUCAGUUCUUCCUCUGUGCUCCAGAUGCAAAAUGAGGUUAAAUAAAACUCACCUCAUCCACCUGACCAUAACUACUCCAUGCCAGGGACUGCUCAGUUGUGUCACCAGCACCAUGAGGCCAGGGGUCUGUGGCCAGUGAUGUGCUGCCCUCUUGAGCCAUUGCCUCCAUGUCCUUACAGCCUCUUUGCUUUCCCCCCAGGGUGAUGGAGAACCUCACAAUUCCUCCAGCCUGGAGCAGGGUCACCAACAGCUCCUCGGACCCAGGUGGCACAGAUGACAAUCCCUACAAGUGCGUGUUUGACGAGGACUUCAAAUACGUCCUGCUGCCCGUCUCCUAUGGCAUCGUGUGUGUGGUGGGGCUCUUCCUCAACCUGCUGGCCCUCUAUGCCUUCAUCUUCAGGAUCAAGACCUGGAACGCCUCCACCACCUACAUGUUCAACCUGGCCAUCUCGGACACGCUCUACGUGGUGUCCCUGCCCCUGCUGGUGUACUACUACGCCAUGGGGGACAACUGGCCCUUCAGCGUGGGGCUGUGCAAGAUUGUCCGCUUCCUGUUCUACACCAACCUCUACUGCAGCAUCCUCUUCCUGCUCUGCAUCAGCAUCCAUCGUUUCCUGGGCAUCUGCUUCCCGCUGAAGUCGCUGCGCUGGGGCCACGUGCGCCACGCGCGCCGCGUGUCGGCGGCCGUGUGGGCGGUGACCGUGGUGUGCCAGUCCCCCGUGCUCUUCUUCGUCACCACCAGCGUCAAGGGUGACACCAUCACCUGCCACGACACGUCCAGCAAGGACCUCUUCGGCCAGUUUGUCAUCUACAGCUCGGUGAUGCUGGUGCUGCUCUUCUGCAUCCCUUUCCUCGUCAUCAUCGUCUGCUACUGCCUGAUGGCCCGGCGGCUGCUCCAGCCCACCCGGGGCAUCUCCCGCCUGUCCCGCUCCAAAAAGAAGUCGGUGAAGAUGAUCAUCAUCGUCCUGGUGGUCUUCAUUGUUUGUUUCCUGCCUUUCCACGUCACCCGUACUUUGUACUACUCCUUCCGGAGCUGGGACCUCAGCUGCCAGACCCUCAAUGCCAUCAAUUUGGCCUACAAGGUGACUCGUCCCCUGGCCAGCACCAACAGCUGCCUGGAUCCCAUUUUGUAUUUCUUAGCAGGGCAACGAUUUAUGAAGUUUGCAGGCAACAAAAUGCCAGGGAAGCCUCAGAACGAGGUGGCACUGGGCAUUGUGCCCAACAGUCACCUGGGAACCAGCAGUGACACAGACACGCUCUCCAAGGAUCUGAAAUCCUAGCUGUGCUCCAUAGAAGGGUUUAUUCUGGGCGUGGAGGCAGGACAGGAUGCUCUGGAGCCCGAGGCUUUGGGUGUUUGGGAUGCCUGGGCUUGCACUCACUCCAGUGUGAUCUGUGUGAAAUGCACUCCUCUGCCUGUUCUGCUGUAUUUUUUUCGGAAAGAUGCAGCUGUGGUUGCACACGUGAACCCUGAUCUCUGGCUCUGUAUCCCAGUCUGCCCCUCUCAUCAACGCUGAGGUGACCAAAUCUGGGAAAAAAAAUCGUGCCCUGAGUGCCUUGAA
Sturnus vulgaris (Common starling) is the source of this 2813-nucleotide messenger RNA. NCBI's taxonomy places the organism in Eukaryota, Metazoa, Chordata, Aves, Passeriformes, Sturnidae. The record is from RefSeq and is a predicted model, not a curated record.